AUGAACAGGGUUUUUCGCGAUCUUCUAGACCGAUGUGUCAUCGUCUAUUUGGACGAUAUCCUGAUUUUUAGCAAGACACGGGAGCAGCAUCUCCGCGACCUGGACGCAGUAUUUAAACGGUUGCAGGAGAACCGCCUCAUCACCAAGGGCUCUAAGUGCGAGUUUUUUAAGCAGGAGUUGGAGUUUUUAGGGCACGUCAUCUCCCGCGACGGCAUUAAAAUUGACCCGGCGAAGAUUAAAACCAUACAAGGGUGGAAGGCCCCGACUAAUGUCACGGAGCUUCAGAGUUUUCUGGGGUUCGUGAAUUACGUCAGGCGGUUUAUCCCGAAUAUGGCGGGGAUAACCGGCCCGCUGACCGACCUGCUGCACAAGGACAAGAAUUUCGUGUGGGGGGAGGAGGCAGAGGCGGCUUUCCAGGAGCUCAAGAAUUUUCUCGUUUCUCCUCCUGUACUGCGCAUCGCCGACCCAUCGAAGCCGUUCGAAGUUGUAACCGACGCCUCUGAUUUCGCCAUCGGAGCAGUGCUUCUCCAGGAUUUCGGGAACGGGCUGCAGCCGAUCGCCUACGAAUCACGCAAGCUGCAAGCUGCCGAGCGCAACUACCCGAUCCACGACAAGGAGAUGCUCGCCAUAAUCCACGCGUUUAAACUGUGGCGAUGCUACCUGGUGGGCGCCGACGUCACUGUGCGCACGGACCACAAGUCCCUACAGUACCUGCGAGCUCAACCGAACCUCAACCCAUGA
Molecule: messenger RNA, 741 nt
Organism: Closterium sp. Yama58-4
Lineage: Eukaryota; Viridiplantae; Streptophyta; Zygnematophyceae; Desmidiales; Closteriaceae
Source: the annotation of a GenBank genome assembly